Molecule: messenger RNA, 357 nt
Organism: Argiope bruennichi
Lineage: Eukaryota; Metazoa; Arthropoda; Arachnida; Araneae; Araneidae
Product: neuropeptide-like protein 31
Exons: 2
Coding region: 73-357 (94 amino acids)
Source: RefSeq, a predicted model, not a curated record
GAAACUGUAUAUAAAAGGAAGUUUACAAGCGUUAAAAGUAUUGUUCUUGAAUUUCCGAGCAAACAUUCGAAAAUGAUGAAAACUGUAAUCCUCGUUUUGGCUCUUGUAGCCAUUGCUGCCUGCUCUUUAGAUGUAAUUCCACACUACAGCCACCACGGCUAUGGACACGGAAUCAGUAGUAGAUACUUCAGGAAAGCACAAGGACAUGGAUACGGAUUGGGAUAUGGCGGUUACGGCCUCGGAUAUGGUGGCUAUGGAGGUUAUGGAUAUGGAGGUUUAGGAGGAUACGGCGGAUAUGGAUACAAUGGUCUUGGAGGAUAUGGAGGGUUUGGAUAUGGAUAUAAUGCCUACUUAUAA